This is a messenger RNA of Pungitius pungitius (ninespine stickleback), 2354 nucleotides long. RefSeq names its product iroquois homeobox 4b (gene irx4b). The transcript has 6 exons. Bases 338 to 1573 code for a protein of 411 amino acids. The record is from RefSeq and is a predicted model, not a curated record. Gene Ontology annotation, biological process: cell development; neuron differentiation; regulation of transcription by RNA polymerase II. Gene Ontology annotation, molecular function: DNA-binding transcription factor activity, RNA polymerase II-specific; RNA polymerase II cis-regulatory region sequence-specific DNA binding. Gene Ontology annotation, cellular component: nucleus. NCBI's taxonomy places the organism in Eukaryota, Metazoa, Chordata, Actinopteri, Perciformes, Gasterosteidae.
ACCAAAGAGCGCAUCAGAGGGAGAUGGCUGGUUUGAUCACACGCAACGCGCACUUGCUCUGGAUUGUAAGAUAGCGGCGGCAGCGCAGCAGCUCGGCGGCGGCUCGGUGAAUGAGGAGCAGCCAAGAAGUUACUUUCACAGACUUUUGAUCGUGGUGCGUAAAAUGAGACUGGCGCGCAAAAGUCUUCGCGGAAGCUGAUGUCCAAAUUCUGAACCCUGAAAAGUUGAACGGAAAACAAGCUGUGAAGAAGUAGUGGUAAAAAGUCUUCCCUUGGCACGGAUGCUGUUGGAUGUCGCCCCGAGUCCUGUUUUUUGUCUCUUUGAUCUCAUCUAAGCUAUGGCUUACUCUCAGCUGGGAUACCCCUACGCCACCACACCGCAGUUCCUGAUGACGCCCAGCUCUCUGGCCGGGUGUCUGGAGCCGGGGACGCCUCCGUCCCACCCGGCGCUGCGCUCCCCGGGCCACCAGCUCGCCUCCACCGGCGGCAUCGGAGUCUACGGCGGAGCUUAUCCAAAGAGCCAAGGUUACUACAACACCUGCGGCAGCGACGCCACCGCGCUCUAUCCCAGAGGGCCACUAGAUCCCAAAGAUGCAGCUGCAUCCGUGGGGACGUCUCAGACUCCUGCCUACUAUCCCUAUGACUAUACAUUUGGACAAUAUCCAUACGAUAGAUACGGGUACUCCUGCUCUGACAGCGCGUCGCGUCGUAAAAACGCCACCCGGGAGACCACCAGCACCCUGAAGGCUUGGCUGCAGGAACACCAGAAGAACCCCUACCCUACGAAGGGAGAGAAGAUCAUGCUGGCCAUCAUCACCAGGAUGACCCUCACACAGGUGUCCACAUGGUUUGCCAAUGCACGCCGGAGGCUAAAGAAGGAGAACAAGGUGACGUGGUCACCGCGGGCUUGUAAGAGCUCUGACGAUCGUGGCUGUGAUGAUGAUAGCGACGAAGCUGAGAAGCCCUACGAAAACGCCAAAGACCUCCCGGACCAACCGUGUGCAAACCUGCAGAGUGACUUGGAGGACUUUGACCUGCUGGAUUCGGACGGCUCCGACUGCGAAUCGAAGCCACGGUUCCUACCUGCGGACAGUGACCGGAGCACAGACCUCCCGCGCGGGCAGCUGGCACACAGCGCUGACCCGCAGCUCGGCAACGAGAGGCUGUCUCCGGACUGCCCCAAACUCACGCCGGUCAAACAGCGAGACCACGGCUUCUAUCCCAACCCAGACCCUCGAAGCGCGGACGCCAAGCCCAAGAUCUGGUCCAUCGCUCGGACCGCCGCGUCCCUGGACGGAAGCUUGCAGCCAGAAUACCCGCCCUGCAUGCUGUCGUCCUCGGGCUCGCCCUCCCACGGGUAUCCGUCAAACAUGGCGCUGACCAAGGCAGACCGGGAGCGGGAGUCGCCGGUCGCCACGCUCAGAGAGUGGGUGGACGGGGUUUUCCACGGCCCGCCCUUCCAGCAGCUCAAGCCGGUGGAGGCGUGGAAGGGCUUGACUGACGCCCCGGCAGACGGCAGGACACGCGGACAGUCGUACGAACCCGCGAGGCCUGCGUCGUCUUCGCAGGCCUGACGGACACGUCGUCGGCGGAAUAUAAAAAGACUGCUGGACUUGAAACUGAAAAGUCUACUUUUUGUUGUUGUGACUAAUCGACUAAUUGGCUGUCCGCUAAGCGCUAGCCCGCGUAGUCACUGUGGCUAACGCCUGUCGAGCUUCCCGUACACGCACGCGGCACGUACGCAGUUUACACUGAUCACGGUGGCACUGUCAAAUGUUUGUACUGUUUUUUUUGUAAUUGUUAAAGAUUUAGUGAUUGAUGAUUGACAGUGGUAGGUAAAAGCAGGCUUCUCCAACAACGACCAUCGACUGAUUCCGUUGGCGCCGUGUAAGGGAAUCCGACUCCGCUUGACUUUCUCAUGUGUCCUGCUGUAUCUUGAAUUCAAGUUUGUAUUUGUGGUUGCGCGAGUGAAGAAUCCCAUAAAGAGUUUCCAACGUAACACUGUAACCUCAUAAGUGAUGAUGUUAUGAGUUGAGGAUCAAACUUUGGGUAUAUAUAUAUAUAUAUCAAUUCUAAAGGCAGAUGACAUUCUACUACGGCCCAAAACAUAUGUGGAGAGACUCAAAGUUUGAUGGACCCGUAGUGGACUAAUUGUCGUUCGGAGUAAAGGGUUUUGGGAACGGUCAAUUAACCGCGUGAUCGUGCUUUUCAAUUGGGGCCCGUCAAGGGACAGACGUCAAGCCAGUGACCCCCGCACACGUUCCCGCAGCAAAGGUUGUACGCUUUCACACGUGGAAAAAGAUACACAAUAAUGUACACUUGCACUAUAGCCUGCACAUGCACUGAGUCACGAAA